Talpa occidentalis (Iberian mole) is the source of this 1739-nucleotide messenger RNA. RefSeq names its product SCL-interrupting locus protein-like. NCBI's taxonomy places the organism in Eukaryota, Metazoa, Chordata, Mammalia, Eulipotyphla, Talpidae. The record is from RefSeq and is a predicted model, not a curated record. The coding region runs from base 287 to 1726 and encodes 479 amino acids. The transcript is spliced from 6 exons. Gene Ontology annotation, biological process: mitotic spindle organization; smoothened signaling pathway; centrosome duplication. Gene Ontology annotation, cellular component: centriole; centrosome.
UUUUUCAGAAUCUGGAAAUUUCAUUGUAGUUCUCUAUUCUGUGACACAUAAGGAUCCUGAAUUUUAUGAAUGCCUCCAUUGCAAUGACAGGUUACCCAACCUUCGAUUCCAGCUAAUAACCAGCAAGGAAACACUACAUUUUUUCAAAAAUGUUGAACCUUCUGACACAAAACCAAUCCAUUUUGAACUGAGAGCUGAAAGCCAAAAUGCAGAAACAGAGUUUUUCAACAAAGUUUCCAAGAAUCUUUCAAUUAAGAGGUCUUCCCAAACGUUAUCUCCAGGGAAAAUGCCAAUAAAUGAUCCUGAUUCUGGUGUUGAAGAUGAAGAUUUUUCUCCAAGACCAAUUCCUAGUCCUCAUCCAGUUUCUAAGAUCCAACCAUUAGUUCCUGAACUUUCACUUGUGUUGGAUGGCAAUUUCAUGGGAUCAAACCCUCUGCCCAAUCCAUUGGAAAUGGUGAAUAAUGAAAAUCCUUUGUUGAAUAAUCACUGUGAACACUUGGAGCCUUUGCAAUCCCAGCUUUAUGAUGAGAAACAAAGCCCGGAAACUGAAGCUGGAGAGCCUUGCUUGAGAGGACCACCAAAUCAGUUGAACCAGGGCACUGUUCCUUUGAGACACUGUAAAAUAAGGCAGUCAUCCUCCUGUAAGAAAGGGAACCCCCAUAUGAGGAAUGGUGUUAAACCGUCUUCUCUUAAUGGGCCAUCUCCUGAUACAUCUGAAAAGUUUCAAACAAUUUCUGCUGGAAAUGUACACAAAGAAGAGUAUCCUAUAAGAUCCUCCACACUUAAUUCCAAGCCUUCUUCUCUUGCCCCACAGUCCCACCCACAUAAUUUUGUUUUUUCACCCCAUAAUUCAGGGAGACCAAUGGAAUUCCAGAUACCUACUCCCCCUCCACCAUCUUUCUAUCCCACAAAUGUUUGCAGUUGUUGUCAGCAUCAUGGGCCUAUUCAAUGUACUCCAAUAAAUUCUUGGCAAGGAAUGAACACUGUAGGAUCCAUUCAAGACCUCCAGUCUGAAGCUCUUCAAAAACAUUCAUUAUUUCACUCUAGUGCAUGUCCAACUCUGUGCCAUAAUGCUUUCUACUCCUCAAGUAGUCCUAUAGCUUUGAGACCUCAGGGCAGCUUGGGUGGUGGUUCUCCACACGGCAGUGUAGAUCCAUUGCCUGCUGCAAGAUUACCGUCACAUGUGGACACUUGUCACCCACGGCCUUGUGCAGCUUGCAUGCACACACCCAAGACUGGGUCAGAGGAUGGAAUGAUGGGACUCUCUCCGGAUGCUUAUAGAUUCCUCACAGAACAAGACAAACAGCUGAGACUACUUCAAGCACAGAUUCAGCGUUUAUUGGAAGCACAAUCUCUGCAGCCCUGUUCCCCGAAGGCAGCGGCUGUUGAGGACACAGUGCAAGCUGCAAGACAAAUGGAGUUGGUGUCCAUGGAAGCACAGUCUUCCCCUAGUUUGCACAUGAGGAAAAGUGUAAGCAUUGCUGUAAGCACAGGCGCUAGCUUGUUUUGGAAUGCAGCAGGUGAUCAAGAGCCUGAAUCUCAGCUGAAGCAAGAUGAUACCAAGAUUUCCAGUGAGGACAUGAAUUUUUCAGUUCAUAUUAAUAAUGAAGUCACAAGUCCUCCAGGUAGUGCAUCUUCAUUAAAAGCAGUUGAUAUUCCCAGUUUUGAAGAGAGCAACAUUGCUAUAGAAGAAGAAUUUAAUCAACCACAUUCUGUAUCCAAGUAAGGUUUCCUUGAUU